AUGUCGUCACAACCAGUCGAGGAUAUCCUCGAGGAGAGCUACCGCAAGUUCGCCAACAUUCCUCCAGACCUUCACCUUCUCUGUCCAAAGGUCGACGAAGAUGACUUUGAAGACUAUGACAACCUUGAAACUGCCGGCGAAAGCAUCACGACCCUUGAGAAGAAGGAGAGGGUAGAAAAAUGGAAUGACCGCCUCGACAUUGCCUACUGGACCAGUCUUCUGCUCGCGUACGGCAAGGACAAGGCUGGUAUUUGGCUUGAACAAUGGGGCACACGGAUGGCUAUCAAUCUCCACAACUGCGACAAAUGCGUUCUGAACUGGCACAUGUACCGGAAGAAGUACAUCCAGUCAGCAAUGGCCAUUGGUGUUAACUGGAUUUAUAGGAAAUGGCCAGAAGACGCCGUUGCCGGAAUCGAAAACUGCCUCCACCGAUUCGACUUCGACCGAAUUGAUAAAGGUCUUCAAUGGGCCAAGGACAUCAUCGAGAAGGUCGAAGGCGAGGGCCGCCUGUUUCAAAGAGCUGACCUCGGCGAGGAUCAAGGCGCAGUGCUUCUCACUGUCUAUGAGGCUCUCUGCUGUAUGGCAUACCUCAGUUUGCCGGAAAAACGCAACCUCUUUCAAUUUGUCUUCGUCCGUCUUUCGGGCAAGAAGCCAUUGAAGUUGGGCGAAAACGUCUUACUUCCCGCCAUGACCCAGUUCCUAUUUGGGGAGGACAAGACACGACUGCAGUUCGCCGAGAAAUCCUGGGAACGUCUGCGACCGAAGUCGCUGACCGAGGCGCAAUUCAGCUGGGCUGUUCAUGACAACCUGGUCGAGGCAAUCCAGUCAGUCGCUCAGCGCAACCCCAGGAAUCCUACAGACCUUCCAGAAAUCGAGCGGUUCUGGAAAGCCGUCAACUGGAUCAUCAAGACCCUGGAUGAGAAACUCUUGUUACAUGGCCUUCGAAGCAUGGAAGUCAAGCCAAGCCUCUACGACCUGCUUUUUGUUCACAUGCAAUGCGAGUCUGAGGCAAUCCUGCUGCUCAUCAUUCAGGCUUUGACCGUCUUACUGGAGACGUCUCCUCAGGCUUUCUGGGACACGAUCGGUGACGCGCGGCCAUUUGUCGUCGUUGAGCAACUCCUUUCUCAGCGUCUCUUCAAACAACUGCUCGCCCAGUCCUUGACGUUCGCCAUUACGUACGACGACGGCAGUGGCGGCAACGACGUUGAGUCGAUCACAACAUCGUGGAUCAACACAUGGAUCCAGUCUCUCAAGCGUCAGCAAAAGAGCGACGCCUGCGAACAGCUGCUUCAUUUACUUUUCGAGCAAGUCAUCCAUGAUGCAAGCAUCGGCGAGCAGGGCAGAGCUGCGUGCAUUCGCGCUGGCCUAGAUGCCUUAGACCACGUUUUAAGGUCGUUCCUGGAUCCUUCCGUCAAUACCGUUUCGAGUACCACCUCCGUAUAUAUCAACUCGAUCCUCAAUGUCACCUUCAAGUACAAGGAUAUCAUCAACGAUGCUGCGGAUACCAAGAGCCAAGAGCAACACACCCUUGGCGUGCCUAAAGCCGCCAUGAGCGUCAUCAGUGCUUCCAUGAGUCUGGACUCUAGAGCGACUUCCGAAGAGCAUCUCGAACUCCGUAAGAACGAAAACGCGGCUAUCCAGACGGCGGUCACCCGCAGAUCAGCAGACUUAUGGGAUGGGUUUCUGGAAAACCUCUUCGCUGGCAAGCUCCUGCUGGCAAAGACAAUGCUCAUGGCCAUGGCUCCUCUAAUCAACGUCGAAAGAUUCCGUGGCCCACGCAAAGAACCCGACAACCUGACCCCGGCGAAGAAGAGCUUCAACAACCACUUUAUCAAGGUUGCAGAAGCCCUUGGGCGAGUUCUGCAGCGUAUGUGCGAGUUCACGUCGCCACAGCUCAAUGAGCUAUGUCUCAUGGGUCAGAGCAUUCGUCCUAUCAUUGCUUUCACUGUCCACGGCGAAGACGAAAUCAGCAGCGCAAGUGCUGAGCUCAUAAAGUCAAUCACUGAACAGCCAUCCAAGUCAGAAGCUAUUACAGCAUUGCUUGAUCGACAUCUCAGCACUACUCUGUCUUCCAUGAUUUUUGCAACGCGGAGGAUCAUGGAACCAUCCAGUGUGGCGUGGGGACCAGCACGGCACAUCAUCAACACAGCCAAAGACGUACUCAAAAGUCUCAGCGAUUUGUCGUCGGGCAUUCUCAGAUCCAAGACGCUUGAGAACAGCGAGCAGAUCGCCGUCACUGGCUGGUGGGUUGCCCACUGGAGAUACAUUGAGGUUGCCUUUCAGUGCACAGCCACCUGGUCUCACCAAGCAGAAAUCAACGUGAUGCAGGACUUCUGCCGAGAUGUCAUUGAGCUGGCCGAUGGCAUGCUUGCUCAGGAUGGCCUUUUCGCCUCGGCACUCCAGGCCAACAACGUGCAGGCACAACCACAAGACCUGUCCAAAAUGCAGCAGCUUCUGAAGGACCCUCAGCGUCACCUCACUGGCAUCGUAAGGAUGCUUCGGCUAAGGGAUCUUUAUCUUGUGGAAGUCACUGUCAAGGUCGUCGCUAAAUUACUCCUGAGACUCCGUGAGAACCAACUUGAUAUCCCGGAUGAACCGAAGGCCUUUGUUCAAGAUUCCUGCAUCAAGUCGCCAGCCACCGGCAAGUAUCCCAUUAGCACCAAUUUGAGCGAUCAGCAGCGAGCAGAGCUCCUCAAAGCCCUUGGUGAAGACGACGAUGUGGAAAUCAUCCAAAUCCAACCGGUUUCCAAAACCGAGAAGCCAAAGAAGCAAAGCCUCAUCGACGCUUGGUCUAAAUCUGGCUCGUCAACACCCACUUCUCAAAUUAGCCGAUCGAACAAGGACGAUGUCCUCGAGCUCAGUAGCUCUGUCGACAAGAAACGCUCGAUUCUGGAGCAGAUGGCGGCUCGCCAGAAGGCGUCUUCACCGAGUGUGUCAAAAUUACCGCCGCCGAAGCCUAGACUUGAGCCUGUGGUUUCACAAGCCUCCAAAAAUGCACUCAUCGAGUCGCGCAAGAAGGCCAAGUUGGAACGGGCUAAGAGAGAUGCCGAGAUGGUCAAGAAAGCACAGGCUCUCCGAGAUGCUGCCAACGUUGGCGAAGGUUCAGGGCUGAAGGGCCUUAGCGGUGUUGUCGGGAAAGAUCUUGCUCCGCAGAAGAGUCAGAUCCUGGUUGACAGCGACGAGGAAGAAGAGGACGACUCUGAAGAUGAGGACCUCAACAACCUCAUCAAUAAGGGCCAGCAGGGCCAGAAGGCCGUCGACGAAGCCACGAGACGUCGCGAACGAGCGCUGCUUGAGAAGACUCGUGGCCCAGUCAAGAAGGUAAAGGUACAGCGCUCAGCCAAGGACAUGCGUGCUCGCCUGAUCCCGCCGAUGGACCAGCUUCACCAAGCCAUCUUGGAAUGGGACAUUUUCCAUGAAGGCAAUGAUCCACCAUCAACCUCGGCCUCCCUGGCCAUCACACGAGUUGCAAGCACGUACGCCCACCCCCAGGAGUACAAGCAGACCUUCUUGGGCCUCCUGAUUUCUGAAGCAUGGAGAUCUUUCGUGACUGCCAAAGAUGAGACGACAUCCAAGCCCUAUGGCCUCAAAAUUGCAUCUCGUAUGAAUGUUGAUAAGUUCCUUGAAGUGACUGCCAGCAUCCCCAGCGCUGAAAGUAAAGAGAGAAUGUUGUCAGAGGGCGACAUCAUUCUGGUUUCCAAAGGAAGCAGUCCCCUAACGGACAACUCUGAAGCCCAUGCUUUGGCGCGAAUCUGGAAAACCACCUACAAGAAAGAAAGGCUGGAAGUGACAUACCGCUUGAACAGCAAGAACAACCCCCUGCUUGCUAUCAACGCUCUUGGUGUUGGCUCUGAACUUCAAGCCGUAAAGAUCACCAACAUGACAACCAUUGAGCGAGAGUACGCAGCCCUGGAGAGUUUGCAGUACUACGACCUCAUGCUUGAAGUCCUAAAAGCCGAACCCUCGCCUAUGUUGAAAUAUGGCGAGGAGGCUGUCAAUGGCGUCAUGCAGAAUUACCAGUUGAACCCUGGUCAAGCAAAGGCCAUUCUGGGCGCAAAGGACAAUGAUGGCUUCACUUUGAUUCAAGGUCCUCCUGGUACGGGCAAGACGAAGACCAUUGUGGCCAUGGUUGGCUCGUUGCUCACGGGCAAUAUUCAAAUUCCUGGAACGGCCAUCAAACCUAAGCUUGUGGGCCAGGCGGGCCAGAACGCCAUGCCCAAGAAGCUUUUGGUCUGCGCUCCCAGUAACGCUGCUGUGGAUGAACUCGUCUUGCGUCUAAAACAGGGUGUAAAGACGAUGACCGGAUCGUUCCACAAGAUCAAUGUUCUUCGCUUGGGUAGAAGCGAUGCCAUCAAUGCCGCCGUUCGAGAUGUCACUCUCGACGAACUGGUCAAAAAGAAGCUUGAAGGUGAUACCACGCAAAACAAGGCGAAGGAGGAGCGAGACAAGAUGCACAAUGAUGCAGCCAAGAUCCGGGACGAGUUGGCAGAGAUUCGUCCCAAGCUGGACGAAGCCCGUGCGGCCGGCGACCGAAACUUGUCGCAGGCUUUGCAGCGGUCCUUCGACCAGCUGAAGCGUGCCCAGAUCAAUAUCGGUGCCAAGAUCGACGAGGACAAGGCAAGCGGCAACACUGUUAGUCGUGAGGCUGAGAUUCGCCGCCGGCAGAUACAACAGGAGAUUCUCGACGGAGCGCAAGUUCUCUGCGCCACGCUCAGUGGUAGCGGUCACGAGAUGUUCAAGAAUCUGAACGUCGAGUUCGAGACUGUCAUUAUCGAUGAGGCUGCGCAGUGUGUGGAACUCAGUGCUUUGAUCCCCUUGAAGUACGGCUGCACCAAGUGCAUUCUCGUCGGAGAUCCGAAGCAGUUGCCCCGACGGUUUGGCUACGACCAGAGUUUGUUCGUCCGAAUGCAGCAGAAUCACCCCGACCACGUCCAUCUUCUUGACCGCCAAUACCGUAUGCACCCCGAGAUCAGUUUGUUCCCCAGCAUGGAAUUCUACGAAGGCAAGCUUGUUGAUGGCGAGGACAUGAGCGCGCUGCGCCGCCAGCCCUGGCACGCAAGCGCCCUCCUUGGUCCUUACCGAUUCUUCGAUGUUGAGGGUACCCAGUCGAAGGGGAGCAAGGGCCGUUCGUUGGUUAAUCACGCAGAGUUGAGAGUUGCUAUGCAGCUCUACGAGCGAUUCAAGGCCGAUUUUGGACGAAACUACGACAUCCGUGGCAAGAUCGGCAUCAUCACCCCAUACAAGGCCCAGCUGCAAGAGCUCAAGUGGCAAUUCUCGCGUCAGUUCGGAGAGGCUAUCACCGACGACAUCGAGUUCAACACCACGGAUGCCUUCCAGGGUCGUGAGUGUGAGAUCAUCAUCUUUUCUUGCGUUCGAGCUGAUCCUACUGGCGGCAUUGGUUUCGUCAAGGACAUCAGACGUAUGAACGUUGGUCUGACCCGUGCCAAGUCAUCUCUGUGGAUCCUGGGAGAUUCAAGAGCAUUGGUACAGGGCGAGUUCUGGAACAAGCUCAUCGACAACGCGAAGCAGAGAUCUCUUUACACGAAGGGGGAUGUCAUGUCGAUGCUGCGGAAACCCAGCGUUAUGAAGUCAUUACCUGCCCCAUCGAAGCCUACACCGCAGGAUGACCUUGACGUUGAGAGGCUGGAGCAGCCUCGGGGCAAAGAAAUUGACAUGACAGACGCGUCAACGGCGCAAUCACGAAAAGCAACCCAGCCUCCCCAGCAGCUGCCGACGAACUACACAGGUGGGGAGCGCCGCCCAGGCUCUUGGGAGAACAACAACCGCAUGGAGCGGAUCAACGAGAGAGGCGAGGUGCAGCCAGCCGUCGCCCGUAGCUCUGAUCGACCUCCCGUCAUCCAGUCAUCGACGCCAAAGCAGGAGACUAAGAAGAGACCGUCCGAUGCCAACGAUGGGCAACGCGGCUCGAAGCGGAUGGCGACCGACCAGAACCGAUCGUCCAGCAGACCGCCACCGACGGGGCCCAAGUCAAUGGGCAACGCGUCGAAGGAGCCGAAGAAGGCGAAGGACCCGUCUGCCAUGGUAGCCCUCGGUCUGACACCAGCUGCACGACCGCCGGCGGUGGAGACGACAUCGAAUUCGAGGACGCCGUCAUCAGGUUCUUCUCUGCCGCAAAACCGCAACCUACCCUCAAGACCUCCGGGGCAGAAUGGACAGAACGGCCCCGUCAUCCAUAGGAAGAAGCCCAAGGCGGAUCCCUUCAUUCAGAGAAAGCCUCCUAGACGCUGA
Molecule: messenger RNA, 6249 nt
Organism: Colletotrichum spaethianum
Lineage: Eukaryota; Fungi; Ascomycota; Sordariomycetes; Glomerellales; Glomerellaceae
Product: helicase SEN1
Exons: 6
Coding region: 1-6249 (2082 amino acids)
Biological process (GO): termination of RNA polymerase II transcription
Cellular component (GO): nuclear body
Molecular function (GO): transcription termination site sequence-specific DNA binding; helicase activity
Source: RefSeq, a predicted model, not a curated record